CAAAAAUUAUAUCUUGAAUUAUGAAAAAGAAAAAAUAAAGACAGUCCCACCUAAAUUUCGGAUCAUUCAACUUCACUAUCGUUGAUUUUCCUUGCUCGAGCACUCUAACUUGAGUCCAUGGACUAUAUAUAGGUUUCCACUGUGAUUAGAAGUGAAAGAUCAUGCAUGGACACGAGCUCAAGGCCAUCUUCUUCCGAGCACAAGAACUCAAUUACAAACAGUCAGGACAAGCAGCUCGAAUCCAUAAAAGACGAAAUGGGCGAGGUAAGAGAAGAGAAUGAAAGAUUAAAAGCAUUCUUAGCGCAAAUGGUGAAGGAUUACCAAUCCCUCAAAAUGCACGUCUUUGACAUUGUUCAAAAAGAACAUUUCAAGAAACCAGCGGAGACUUCUAGCGGACUCGGAGAUGUUGAAGAACCUGAACUUGUCUCACUCAGCCUUGGAGCAAGCGCAAGUAGAAACAGAAAUGAAGAGGAAAAAAGAAAAGAAAAUGAACGGAUAAAUGAAGGCCUCACCCUUGGAUUACACUACAAAAUUGAUGGUUCUAGCAGCAGCCAAAGUGAACCACCGGCGAAUUUGAGCCCGGACAACAGCUUUGAGGAGCCCGAGAAAGAAGAUGCCGGCCGGGAGCCAUGGCCACCGACUAAGACAAUAUUUGAGAGUUCGAGAAAUGGAGAAGAUGAGGUGUUACCACAACCGCCUGUUAAGAAAGCUAGGGUUUCUGUGCGAGCAAGAUGUGAUGCCCCUAGAUGAAUGAUGGAUGUCAAUGGAGAAAAUAUGGGCAGAAAACUGCAAAAGGUAACCCAUGCCCACGAGCAUACUACCGUUGCACCGUUGCACCAGCAUGCCCGGUGAAGAAGCAGGUAUCAUCUCUUCCUUUAUAGUCUGGUCUGUUUCUUACCUUGGAUUCAGGCAAUUUUUUCUCUAAAGUUGCCUCUAUCUCGAACAGAACUUUGAUUUGAUUUAUGGCUAGAUAUAACUGUAUAGUAAAGCUUGAUAAUUACUAAUAAUUAAACGUUGGUAAUGCAUGCUUGGGUUUUGGUGUAGCUUUGAGUUCCGAGGGAGCAAGUUCCCUAGCUUCUCGGUUAUCUCAUAUCCGUGUCCUAGUUGCUUGUUUCAGUAUAGAGUUCCACUUCUUUAAAUUAGACUCAGUCAAGCAUCUUGAUCAAUUACGAUUCAACAAUAAUACACUUAAACAAUGGACAGUUUCAUUGAAUUUGAAGCUCAAAGGACCUAACCAAACAAGAAAUUAACAAGCAUCUGACAUUGACUUUUUACCAAGGAACUAAUUGUAAACUGCUAUGUAGAUCUUGACAUCAUCGUCCGCGUUGGUAGACUGUUGGUUUCGUGCACGACUUCAACAGACAAUAUGUUCAACAAUCCAUUUUCCAGAUUCUUACCUAAAUCAACAUAAUAAUAUAUAUGAUUUAAUUUUACGUUUUGCUUACUAACUAAAUAUAAAAGAAAUCAUUCUAUGUCACAUUUCCCGACUCACAUUUUCUUUUCAUCUGUUUUGCAGAA
Elaeis guineensis (African oil palm) is the source of this 1518-nucleotide messenger RNA. The record is from RefSeq and is a predicted model, not a curated record. Lineage: Eukaryota; Viridiplantae; Streptophyta; Magnoliopsida; Arecales; Arecaceae.